This is a messenger RNA of Mastomys coucha (southern multimammate mouse), 1087 nucleotides long. It is a transcript of the gene Tmem126a, whose product is annotated as transmembrane protein 126A. The transcript has 6 exons. Gene Ontology annotation, biological process: mitochondrial respiratory chain complex I assembly. Bases 401 to 1042 code for a protein of 213 amino acids. Gene Ontology annotation, cellular component: mitochondrion. Lineage: Eukaryota; Metazoa; Chordata; Mammalia; Rodentia; Muridae. The record is from RefSeq and is a predicted model, not a curated record.
CCCAGGAUGGGCUAGCGGACCCGCCAGUGCUCACCGCGAGUCCGCAGUUUAGCGGCUCCCGAACCGGAAGCCCCCGGACAGGAAACAGAGGCGGAGACAGAGUCACGUGUGAGCCAAAGAUGGAGCCCAGGCGACCCUGGCGAAGGUUGUUGUAGAUUCCGGCGCGGGAGGACCUGGGCAAGCACGGGCGGCUGGGGAGGGCGGCCAUACACUGCCGUCAUUCUGCCGAGUGAAACUUUCGGAAAUCUUUAUAGUAUUUCAAGGUGUCUUUGAUUCGAUUUCCUGAGAAAUACCAGGAAGAAGAAACAGGACUUGAAUCCUGGGAUCCUGACCUAAACUUGUAAAACUGCAAUGUACUUUCGAGGCUAAUUUUUAAGUCGAGAUUUAUGGAACUUUGCACAUGCAGCAUUUUCCAAAUCAUAUACAACAGGUACCCAAGAUUUGGUCCAAGAUGGAAAGUCAUCAACCAAGUACUAGCAAAGAUGAUUUAAUAUUUAAUGUCAUAUCCAGAAAAAUUAAACAACUUCCAGAAUCAGACAGGAAUCUACUUGAAUAUGGAUCAGCAUAUAUUGGACUUAAUGCUGCUUUUGGGGGCCUAAUAGCAAACAGUCUAUUUCGGCGAACCUUGAAUGUGACACAAGCUCGAAUAGCUUCUAGCUUACCGAUGGCUGUGAUCCCAUUUUUGACAGCAAACCUGUCCUACCAUAGUUUUGUAAGCUUACCUUUGAGUACAGGUGAUCUGAACUGUGAAACCUGUACCACAACACGGGGUGCACUAGUUGGUUUUGUUAUAGGUGGUCUGUACCCUAUCUUUUUGGCCAUACCUGUGAAUGGGGGCCUUGCUGCCAGGUAUGAAUCAAGCCCCCUACCACAGAGGGGAAACAUCCUCAAUUACUGGAUUACAGUUUCUAAGCCUGUCUUUAGAAAAAUGUUAUUUCCUACUUUACUUCAGACUGUGUUUGCAUCGUAUCUUGGGUCUAGACAAUAUAAACUCCUCAUAAAGGCCCUUCACUUACCUGAACCUGACUCAGAAAUUCAUUGACUUGAAGCAAGUAUGUACAACAAAAAUAAAAUGGUGACAAUAAUC